Messenger RNA from Notothenia coriiceps (black rockcod), 2758 nucleotides. It is a transcript of the gene sarm1, whose product is annotated as sterile alpha and TIR motif containing 1. Gene Ontology annotation, cellular component: dendrite. Gene Ontology annotation, molecular function: protein binding; signaling adaptor activity; NAD+ nucleosidase activity. Gene Ontology annotation, biological process: signal transduction; response to axon injury; negative regulation of MyD88-independent toll-like receptor signaling pathway. The transcript is spliced from 7 exons. NCBI's taxonomy places the organism in Eukaryota, Metazoa, Chordata, Actinopteri, Perciformes, Nototheniidae. The coding region runs from base 759 to 2696 and encodes 645 amino acids. The record is from RefSeq and is a predicted model, not a curated record.
GGCCCUUCCAGUCCUUGUCAAUGAAGUGGUGUUUGUCGUGAUGCUGAGGCGCUAGAGAAGAGAAGAAAAAACUGGGGCCUGCAGUGUUUACAUCCCUGAGCAUAGAGAGCUCUGACCGAUUGUGAUGCAGGGACCAAAGAGGAGGGGGUACUUGUUUUCCUGUUCAUCCCGGGAAGUAUCCGGAGCCGGUGGGCGGUGCAGACCCCUGAAGAUACAGAUAGCCUGUGGAUGCUGACCAGAGGAUGCAAUAGAUGCAGACACUACAGAGUGUGAAUAUAUUUUGUAUUUCUGCAGGGAGACGAGCCGCUACAGUGCGUUAGAAAAGGUGGGAGAAAAUCUGAACAGAUCUUCUUUGUCUGCAAACACAGACGACAAUAGUUUGUUUUGUUUUCCAGGAAACAAGGAGGAUUGGCUCUCCACUUUUUUUGUGAGGUGCAGAGGAGUUGCCUCUUUAAGACCCUUCGAUUCUGUCAACGCUUUAAGUCGUUUUCUGGUCGGUGUGGAAAAAAGAGACAAAGAAGCACCUGACUAUGAGAAAGCUUACUGUGACGGGCCCGAGAUCUGCUGAUCAGUGUUUACAGAUUACUGCCAGGGAUGACAUCGACCAGAGAGAAGUGAUGCAAAUUGGUGAAAGCUGUCACUUUUGAUUUACAUCUGAUAUCAGGCCUUGGUUGGCGCAUCUCUCCGAGGCAUCAGAUCUCUCACAGGCCUUUGUAAAAACAUUUCAUACACGGAAGCGGACGUGGUUCUGCUGGUAGAUGCUCUUGUCUCUGACGCUCUUCCUGUGGAGGCUCUAUCGACAUUUCUCCAUCAUGUUCAGCUCAGAAAGACUCACAGUCCCGGAAUAUGUCAGCCGGCUGCAGAGAGGGAGGAGCGGCUCCGGAUCCGAGCCAAAAGCAGUGUCUCCGGGCGUCAGAGCCGAUGUCCAGCUGGUUCUGGAUGGCGCCCUCCCCGCCCUGCGCUGCGCCAUCCAGAGGCUCAAGUCCUCGCACGAGACCUCGGAUUCAGAUGAGACACGGAGGGCCAUCGCCGAGCUCUUCCAGCUGGUGGAGGAGGCCUGGGUUUUGCCCACUGUAGGGCGUCAGGUGGCCGAGGACAUCUGCAACAGGAUCCGGCUGGAUGGAGGCCUGGAGCUGCUGCUGCAGCUUCAGCAGAAUCCUGCUCUGGAGAUCACCUAUGAGUCUGCAAAACUGCUGGAGCAGAUACUGACCUCAGAGAACAGGGAUUAUGUAGCCCGUAUGGGUCUGGGGGUCGUCCUCAACCUCACUCGACAUCAGGAAGAUGCACAGCUGGCUCGCAGUGUCUCGGGGAUCCUGGAGCACAUGUUCAAACACACUGAGGAGACGUCUGUCCACCUUAUCUCUAACGGGGCCCUGGAUGCCCUCCUCUUCUGGUGCCGCGGCACAGACCCCACAGUGCUGCGCCACUGUGCCGUGGCACUAGCAAACUGUGCCAUGUACGGAGGCCACCGCUGCCAGAGAUGGAUGAUUGAGAAGCAGGCAGCUGAGUGGCUUUUCCCUCUGGCUUUUUCCAAAGAGGAUGAAAUCAUUCGCUUCCACGCAUGUCUGGCUGUGACUGUGUUAGCUGCAAACCGAGAAAUUGAGAAAGAGGUGGUGAAAUCUGGAACCCUGGAGCUGGUGGAGCCAUUUAUUGCAUCUUUAGAUCCGGACGACUUUGCCCGCAGUUUGUUGGACAGUUCAGACAACAUGCAGGGCAGGACAGCAGCUGACCUGCAGCAUUUUCUGCCAUUACUGGAUGGCACAAGACUGGAAGGAAAGUGCAUUGCAGCCUUUUACCUUUGUGUGGAGGCCAGCAUCAAGUCUCGUCAGGGCAAUACUAAGAUAUUUCAAGAGAUUGGAGCAGUGCAGAGCCUAAAAAAAAUGGUGAUGUACUCCAGUAACGGUACAGCCUGUGGCCUAGCCAAGCGGGCACUGAGCGUGAUGGGAGAGGAAGUGCCAAGACGCAUCCUGUCAUGUGUGCCCAACUGGAAAACCUGUGAAGUGCGGACCUGGCUGCAGCAGGUCGGCUUCAGUGCCUACUGUGACCGAUUCCAGGAGCUCCAAGUAGAUGGAGACCUCCUGCUGAACAUCACAGACCAGGAGCUGUGCCAUGAUCUGGGCAUGACUGCAGGCCUCAGUCGCAAAAGGUUUCUGAGAGACCUGUGUGUGUUGAAGACGUAUGCCAAUUACUCCACAUGUGACCCAAACAACAUGGCUGACUGGUUAGUGGAGGUUGACCCUCGUUUCCGGCAGUACACCUACGGACUGGUCCAGUCAGGAGUGGAUCGCAAUAACUUCAAGAGCCUGACGGAUCAGCAGCUCCAGAACGACUGCCACAUAGACAACGGCGUCCACAGAGCCAAGAUUCUCUCAGCUAACAACAAGCCCUUAAAACCGUGCCAAACUGAUGCUCAGCCUGCAGGGCCCGACGUCUUCAUCAGCUACCGUCGGACUACUGGCUCCCAGCUGGCAAGCCUUCUGAAGGUGCACCUGCAGGUCCGAGGAUACAGCGUCUUUAUAGAUGUGGAGAAGCUGGAGGCCGGAAAAUUUGAGGACAAACUGAUCCAGAGCGUACAGCGGGCGCGUAACUUCAUUCUGGUCCUGUCCUCCAAUGCACUCGACAAGUGCAUGGGUGACACUGACAUGAAGGAUUGGGUGCACAAGGUUGGAAGUUUUCAAUUUUUCUGUAUUGUAUAACAUUUUGCUUAAAGUGGACCUAUCAUGCUAUAUUUGAAUAAUAUAGUGUAGGACCAUACCUA